Molecule: messenger RNA, 1744 nt
Organism: Mytilinidion resinicola
Lineage: Eukaryota; Fungi; Ascomycota; Dothideomycetes; Mytilinidiales; Mytilinidiaceae
Product: ketol-acid reductoisomerase
Exons: 5
Coding region: 85-1302 (405 amino acids)
Biological process (GO): L-valine biosynthetic process
Cellular component (GO): mitochondrion
Molecular function (GO): ketol-acid reductoisomerase activity
Source: RefSeq, a predicted model, not a curated record
CAAUUCUCGGACGUCUGAAAAAUACCAUAUAAGCUGGCGCCCCUCCCCUCUCCACGCAAACUCGUCACUUUUCACACACACACAAUGGCUGCCCGUCAAUCAAGCAGAGCUCUACGCAGCUCCGUCAAGCAAUUGGCGUCUGCCCCCGUCGUCCAGAGGCGCACUUUCGUCUCGGCCCUCAGCGCUGCCAGAGCUGGCUUUGCAGUUGCACCAAAAGCUGCUGUCUCCUCUCCCUUCCAACAGACUCGUGGUAUCAAGACUAUUGAUUUUGCGGGCACUAAGGAGACCGUUUACGAGCGCGACGACUGGCCGAGGGAAAAGCUUCUUGAAUACUUCAAGGACGACACCCUCGCCCUCAUCGGCUACGGAUCGCAAGGUCACGGCCAGGGCCUGAACCUCCGCGACAAUGGCCUCAACGUCAUUGUCGGUGUGCGGAAGAACGGCGCCUCGUGGAAGGAGGCCGAGCAGGAUGGCUGGAUCCCCGGCAAGAACCUGUUCGACAUUGACGAGGCCAUCUCCAAGGGCACUAUCAUCAUGAACUUGCUCUCCGACGCUGCUCAGAGCGAGACCUGGCCCGCCAUCAAGCCUCAAUUGGUGAAGGGAAAGACUCUAUACUUCUCCCACGGCUUCUCCCCGGUCUUCAAGGACCUCACCAAGGUGGACGUCCCCAAGGACAUCGACGUCAUCCUCUGCGCCCCCAAGGGCUCCGGCCGCACCGUCCGAACCCUCUUCCGCGAGGGCCGUGGUAUCAACUCCUCCGUUGCCGUCUACCAGGACGUGACCGGCAAGGCUGAGGAGAAGGUCGUUGCCCUCGGCGUGGCCGUCGGCUCCGGAUACCUCUACAAGACCACCUUCGAGAAGGAGGUGUGGUCCGACCUGUACGGCGAGCGUGGCUGCCUGAUGGGUGGAAUCCACGGCAUGUUCCUCGCCCAGUACGAGGUUCUCCGCGAGCGGGGCCACAGCCCCAGCGAGGCCUUCAACGAGACCGUCGAGGAGGCCACCCAGAGCUUGUACCCCUUGAUCGGCGCUAACGGCAUGGACUACAUGUACGCAGCCUGCUCGACCACUGCCAGGCGUGGUGCCAUUGACUGGAGCAAGCGCUUCAAGGAUAUCCUGAAGCCUGUCUUCAACGACCUGUAUGACUCGGUUAAGGAUGGAUCUGAGACUGCGAGGUCUCUGGAGUACAACAGCCGCCCGGAUUACCGCGAGCUGUACAACAAAGAGAUGGCUGAGAUUGCUGACUUGGAGAUCUGGAGGGCUGGCAAGGCCGUGCGAUCUCUCCGCCCCGAAAACCAGAAGUAGAUUUCCCCUACCUAAUAACCUCAAAGCGAAAACAAAACAAAGACUUGGAGAAUGGUCUGAGCAGAGCGAAGAGGCUCUCGAAUAAGUCCCGUGAAAUCUGUAGAUUACGAUCUGGGACGGCACUGGCGUUUUCUUCCUCCGAUUCUAGCUUGGGCGUGGAUAUUUGGCUUGGCUUGAUUACACACGCCUCUUCUGUAUCUAUCGGAGCGGAUUGAAAAGUGUCUCUUUUCGUGGUCAAAAUCCAAAUACCUCAACCUGUUUCUCGCCAUCUAAACGUCUUGCACGUGAAACCUUACUUGUCUGUCUAGCUUCUAUGCCACGCAUCCCUCAAACAUCUGCUCCUCCGCAGCGACCCUUUCUGCCCUCUUUCCGCCAUUUUGUGAUUGCACCGAAGUCUCGCACCGCUCUCGUCUCUCUCUCUCUCUCUCUCUCUCUCUCUUUC